Oryza brachyantha (malo sina) is the source of this 763-nucleotide messenger RNA. RefSeq lists its product as uncharacterized. The record is from RefSeq and is a predicted model, not a curated record. The transcript is spliced from 2 exons. The coding region runs from base 125 to 577 and encodes 150 amino acids. NCBI's taxonomy places the organism in Eukaryota, Viridiplantae, Streptophyta, Magnoliopsida, Poales, Poaceae.
GUCGCCGCAAAUCCCCCGAGUUAGGGUUUCCGCGACCGCCUCCCGCUCGACUCCGCUGCUACCCAACAAUCUGCAUUCCCUCCCUCCCUCCCGAGCACCAAUCCGUACGUGCGCGCGGCGGGCCAUGGCGACGGCGGUGGCAGCGGCGAAGGGCGGCGAGAAGCCGGCGCUGAGGAAGCCGGUGUUCAUCAAGGUGGACCAGCUCAAGCCGGGCACCGGCGGCCACACCCUCACCGUCAAGGUCGUCAGCGCGAGCCCUGUCCCCGCCCGCGGCCGCGCCGGGGGCAGUGGCGGCCCGGCCGCCGUCGGGUCUCGCCCCGUGCGCAUCGCGGAGUGCCUCGUCGGCGACGAGACAGGGGUCAUCGUCUUCACCGCCCGCAACGACCAAGUCGACAUGCUGAAGCCAGGAAAUACAGCAAUUCUGCGGAAUGCGAGAAUCGAUAUGUUCAAGGGCUCGAUGAGGCUUGCUGUCGACAAGUGGGGACGUGUGGAGGUUACAGAGCCUGCCAGUUUCACGGUGAAAGAAGACAAUAACCUAUCGCUUGUUGAGUACGAAUUGGUUAACGUGCCGGAGUGAUUGCUCCAUCAAGGUCUCUACUGCUAGCAUAAAAAGGGCAUGUCAAACUAGUAGUGAUUUCGUUUCUUAAAACAAGAUUAGGAGGGAGUAUGGCAUUUUGUUUAGAAUUCUCAACCAGUGAUUCAUAUGAAAUCAUUUUGUGUGCACCCCAUGAAGAUGAUAUUUCUCUUUCUCGUGGCCUGAUAA